This is a messenger RNA of Suillus fuscotomentosus, 873 nucleotides long. RefSeq names its product DNA breaking-rejoining enzyme. The transcript is spliced from 6 exons. Lineage: Eukaryota; Fungi; Basidiomycota; Agaricomycetes; Boletales; Suillaceae. Gene Ontology annotation, biological process: DNA integration; DNA recombination. The coding region runs from base 1 to 873 and encodes 290 amino acids. The record is from RefSeq and is a predicted model, not a curated record. Gene Ontology annotation, molecular function: DNA binding.
AUGCGAGCCUCAAUGACCUAUGCCUUUGGUAAGCUCAAUGGUCUUGGGAACAUGCCAUGGCAUGAAUCCGAUGUUGGUGCCACCAUGGUUGGCAACCCUUCAAUCUCAGUUGAAGUUUCAUCUUUCAUGUGUUCACUUCGGAGACGCAAGGUUCAAGCUGGUGAGGUUGCAAACAGUGCCCGUGCUAUAACAUCACCAUAUCAACCUGGCGAGCGAAAACCUGCAGGAGGCUCUAAAACUGCUGAAAGCUUGGACCACUGGGGUGGUGGGCGUGUCCGAAGGCUUCUGCAGGCUGCAUAUACAGUCCUCAAGAUACAGGUCCAUGAUCUUCAUGUGGAGAACAAUCAGGUUGUGCUGUAUCUCCCCUUUCGCAAAACCCACCAAAAUGGAGGUCUGUGUUCAAUCUAUAUUAAACCCUUUCAUCUCUGGACCCUCUCAUCUAAUGAAGCCCAUCUCUGUCCUACAAGAGCACUUGCUGCUUGGCUUGAUGAGUCACAGAUAACAACAGGCUAUGUUUUCCGAAAAAUGGCAUCUGGUGACCGGAUAGCAGUGGCAAAUAACCCUAUGUCCUCAGAACAGUUCUUAGAGCUGUUUCGAAACAACCUUCUUGACAUAAAUAUUGACCCUGCCCCUUAUGGCACUCACUCAUUUCGUCGGGGAGGCUGCCAAUAUUUGCAUAUAGAAAGGCGCUGGCCCUUGAGAAGGAUUUGUGAGUGGGGGGGGUGGAGCACUGAAUUCACCAACAUGACAAUAGUCAAGUAUCUCAUAUCUUCAAAUGAUGACCCUGCAGAGCCAAGGGACCAUUUUUUCAAUCCCAACCAGCGUCCAGCUAUCAAGUGUCCACAAUGUGGCCGAGGCUGCUUAUGUGCUUGA